Messenger RNA from Helianthus annuus (common sunflower), 849 nucleotides. Its product is annotated as major pollen allergen Ole e 10. The record is from RefSeq and is a predicted model, not a curated record. The coding region runs from base 159 to 770 and encodes 203 amino acids. NCBI's taxonomy places the organism in Eukaryota, Viridiplantae, Streptophyta, Magnoliopsida, Asterales, Asteraceae. The transcript has 3 exons.
UUUUCUCCCAUGCCUCCAUUACUUUCCUUUUACACCUCACAUUCUUCAUGAACUAAUCAUGAUGCUUUGCUCUUUUUCCACAUUGCACACCAACUGAUCAAACAAACCAACCAACCAUCAAUCAUUCAUUAAUCACCACCUACAAAACACCACAAAAAAUGCUCCCUCUUUCCCUCUUUUUCAUUCAACUCCUCACCCUCGCACUAGCCGGAACCAUUUCCGACAAACAGAUGGUUGUAACCACACCUAUAACAACUGUUCCUACGAUAACUCCGGCGAACACGAACCCUACUAUCCAACCCAAAACCACAACAUCCCCAAUACCAUCAUCUUCAUCUUCUGGUGGUAGAAGUUGGUGUGUUGCAAGCCAAUCUGCUUCACAAACUGCAUUGCAGGAUGCUUUGGACUACGCGUGCGGUCAUGGUGGCGCAGACUGCUCCGCGAUUCAACAAGGUGGUGCAUGUUAUAAUCCGGACACCCUGCGCCACCAUGCUUCUUAUGCUUUCAACGAUUAUUAUCAAAAGAAUCCGAUUCCUAGUAGCUGUAAUUUUGGUGGCACCGCGAUUACAACCAGCACAGAUCCAAGUUCUAAUACAUGUCAAUUCCCGGCAACAAGCACAAGCUCUUCAGUUUUGAAUACCACAAAUUCAAGUGGAGCUACAGUUUUCGGUUCAGGACCGUCUGUCCCCUCCAGCAUUGCAUCCCCAAUGCUCCUUCCGAAUGUACUUCAUUUAAUCUUCUAUACUUUAUGCAUUUAUGUAGUGUUUUAAAAAUAUGUAUUCUAUACUUCUUAUUACAUAAAUAUUAUUAUUAGUAGAUUAAUUUAAUAGCUUUAUUAGUUUACUUUCA